AUGCCCCCAAAGAGAACCAGGAAAAGAUUGGGGUCCAGGGCGGAGGGGAGCGCGGACUCUGGGCUGGGGAUGGUGGAUCCUCUGCAGGAGCAGAAGAACGAGAAGAUCCGACUCUUCAUGGACGACUUCAUACAGCAGAGUGAAGAACGUAUGAAGGAGGUGAAGAAGGAGCUGGAGGUCCUCGGCAUGCUCCCAGACCAGAUCCUGGAAGUGGAGCUUCUGAAGAUGCCAAUGUCCUUAAGACAGAUGAAGGUUGGAGAAUAUAACAAGCUGAUGGAGUUGAACAAGACGGACUUGGCUCCUGUAGUGAAGGUGGACAGUCUGGAUGAGGAGCUGCGAGAGGCCAAACUUGUAAGAAAAACCAGCAGGAAAGUGAAGAUGACCACGUCUGUGGAAUAUCAUGAAGCUGUCAGCUCUAAAGCGAUGACCACGAUGCAGAAGAACAGGACCAUCCAAAAGAUUCCAAAAAGUAAAUCUCUUGUUUCGAUAACUAAUGACGCUGGGAAGAAAACAACAUCUCUUACAAGGUCGAUAUCUGCCACUCCACUAAAUAAAGCUCCCAUGAAGAUGACGUUGGCUUCGUCCUUCAGACCUGUAUCCUCGGCCUCCAGAACGGCGACAGCCCCUUCCACCCGCUCCUCGAGAAAACGCUGCAUGUCGUCACUGAGCGAUAACUUCCCGCUGCAUGAAGGCCUUCCUUUCGUACAUAUACCCUUGGUGGAUGGGCAGACCUUAUCCUCGGCGUAUGAUGACCUGGAUACCCUGGAUGUGGAGCUGCUCAGAGAAGACACCGUGCAGCACAUACAGACCCUUGUGGGUCAGCUCACUAACCUGUAUGCCAAAGCUUCAACGCAGCACCUUGCAGGUGGCCAUGUGUGA
Molecule: messenger RNA, 879 nt
Organism: Bufo bufo (common toad)
Lineage: Eukaryota; Metazoa; Chordata; Amphibia; Anura; Bufonidae
Product: borealin-2-like
Exons: 10
Coding region: 1-879 (292 amino acids)
Biological process (GO): mitotic sister chromatid segregation
Cellular component (GO): chromosome passenger complex; spindle midzone; chromosome, centromeric region
Source: RefSeq, a predicted model, not a curated record